AUGCAACUUGGUAUUGAAUUGACAAAUAUUGUUGAAGAGGAGGACGACAUCGACAUCGACAACAAACUGCCCAAACAUUUGGAUUAUAAAAUUACACUUCAAAGCGAAGAUUAUCGUACAAAUUAUAAUCACUAUUUAGUUAUCAAUGAUUAUAAAAAUUUUCCACCAAAAUAUCACAGUGGUUAUUAUGGACGACUAGAUUUUGCACAAAUACAACUGAUCAUUGAUCUGGCAUUCAUAUCGUUGGUUACCAACGGAUCAGUUGACUUAAUAACACAACAACAACAAAAUGUUGAAUUUUUUACACAACGUAUGCCAUUGCCAUCGAUGACUGUUUUGGAAAAGUUUGAAAAUUCAUAUUAUCUAUCAGUUUAUGGUAAUAAUCAUAUAGUGACAGCUAUUUUAUUGUUUAAUAUGACAAUCAUGUUAUCGGUUAUUAUUAAGCGAACCGUCGAGGAAAGGCAGACCCGUAUAACCGAUUAUUUACUACAAUUGGGUGUCCGUAGACAUGAGCUAUGGCUUAGUGUUAUAUUGGAUGGACUGAUAGUUAUUAGUUUAGUUGACUAUUCGGGUGAUAUAACCAUUGGUGGUCACGAUAUCAGCCGUGAACAACAUUUAGUACAAAACAUGACCGGAAUCUGUCCACAGGAUAACGUCUACUUCAAGUUUCUCACUAUUAGUGAUCAUUUGACGAUAUUUUCACGUCUCAAACAACUCAUACGCAAUAAUAAUGACGGAUAUACUGAUAAACAGUUGAUCCAACUCUUGGAUCUUAACAAAGACGUCAACAAAGAAGCCUAUCAGCUGUCGGGCGGAACAUUGCGUCGACUUGUUUUGGCCAUUGCUUUCAUCGGUCCCAACGAUGUCCUGAUAUUAGACGAACCGUCAGCCGCUUUGGAUCCGAAAGUUACCCGAAAAGUCUGGGAUCUAAUUAGAGAUUCGCGAAAAAACAAAACCAUUUUAAUAACAACACAUCAUUUGGAUGAAGCAAAUCUAUUGGCGGAUCAAAUCAGUAUUAUAGCUAAAGGAAUGGUAUGUUUUAAUGGAUCAACACUUGAUAUGAAAAAACAAUUCAAUUCAGGAUAUCAGUUGAAAAUAUGUAAAUCUAUUGAAUAUGAAACUGACAAUCAAAUCACUGAAAUUAUUAGAAAAUAUACUAACAUUAAGAAAAUUAGUAAAAAAUGCUUAAUUGAUACCCAACAAGAAGUUAAUUAUGAACUAAAUUUUGAAGACAAUCAUAGAUUUUAUGAAAUGUUCAGUGAAUUGGAGGAAAAUAAAUCAAAUUUAGCCAUAAAUGAUAUUUCAUUAGAUAUGCAAACACUUGAGGGCUCGUAUGCAAAGAUUAUCAGUGAAAACAAUUUUCAAAACAAUUUAAAUGAAAAUUAUUUUGAGACCGAAAUCACCGAUGAAGACAAUAAUUUUAUUUUAGAAAAUAAUACAAUAGUUUCUAAUAAUAAUAAUAAUAAACUAAUAUCUCAACAAUUAAAACCAUUAGUAUAUCAAUUAUAUGCCAUAUUUAUUAAACGAUUACUUUAUUUAUCGAUGAAUAUCACUCAACUCAUAACACUUGUAAUAAUUCCUAUAUUGACUAUUAUAUUGCUAUUUAUAUCAUUGAAAAUAGUUUACAAUCUAUCCAUAUAUGAUAAAGAGCCUAUUUGUUUGAAUAGUAAUCAAUUAUAUGGCAAAAAUAAACUCGGAUUUAUUGAUUCAAACAACAAUACAAACUUUGAAAAUGCUUACACAAGUGUCUUGGAUGACAAUAAUUUGGAUAAAUUGAUAAUUUCUAACCACAAAUCAGAUGAUGAAAAUAUACAAGAUUUUCUUCUAGAAUAUUCUACUAUUGGAUAUAUUAAUUAUUUUAAAAAUUUAUUAUACGGUGUUUCAGUUAAUUUUGAUACUAAUAAUAAUAAUAAUAAUAUAUUGAAGAAUAUAACGGUUUGGAGUAAUCAUUUAGCUAUACAUUCAUUGCCUAUUUCAAUUAGUGUUACAAGUGAUCCAUUGAAGAUCAAUUGGUCCGGUAAUGAGUUAAAUAAAUAUUAUAAACGUGUAUUUAAUUUCGAUGUAUUAAUUGGCGUCAAUUAUCUAACAUUUAUGUGUUUAUUCACAUUUAUGUCGUCCACAUAUGUAUUAUUGCCGAUAACUGAACGUAAAACACAAUUCAAAUUACUUCAACUAAUGUCAGGACUCAAACCCAUAACCUAUUGGUCCCUUAAUUUAUUAUUUGAUUUAAUACUACAUUCAUUGUUGUCAUUAGUAUAUGUAUUUGUAUAUUAUAUGUUUGAUACGGAUAUGAUAUUUAUUGGACCCGAAAAUCAUUUUACAGCCAUAUAUCUGACAUUUGUUUUCUAUGGAUUUUCAUUCAUACCAUUUGCAUAUCUAAUAUCAUUUAUAUUUUCAAAACCUAGUUCUGGUUUUACAUUUAUAUCACUUUAUAAUAUAAUUAUUGGAUCACUGAUUGAAUUAAUUCAAAUGAAUCUAUCAUAUAGACCCAGUUGGAAAUUGUUGUCAAAAAAUUUGAACGAAGAAAUAAAAGAAAUACCAUUAGAAGACUUAACACUUGAAACAACACCAGAUCUAAGACAAGAAUAUGAAAUGGUUUCGAAAAUUAUCAGAAAUAAUGACUUAAAUAAUGUAUCACUUGUUGUAGAAAAUCUCAACAAAAUGUUAAACAAAACGACAAUUAUUCCUAAAUCCCUAUCAUUUGUGGUCAAUAAUGGAGAAUGUUUUGGAUUAUUAGGUAUUAAUGGUAGCGGAAAAACAACAACAUUUCGAUUGCUUACCGGAGAUCUGGAAUUAGAUUCAGGCAAUGCCUACUUGGGCUCAGCUGAAGCUAACCUUUUAACAAAUAGACGACAAUUUUUCAGUCAAAUCGGUUAUUGUCCACAAAAUGACGCCCUUUUAGAUCGACUGACCGGAAGACAAACCAUAAUAUUCUUUGGCCGACUCAGAGGUCUAUCAAAAGCGUCGUUAAUUAGAUUUAUUGAUAAUAUAUGUCAAAAGUUUAGUCUACAAACUAUAAUAGAUAAGCGAUUGUCGACUUAUAGUGGCGGCAAUCGCCGCAAACUAUCGCUGGCCAUUGCAUUGAUUGGAUCGCCUCGACUGCUACUACUGGACGAACCGACCAACGGUGUUGAUCCCGAUUCACGGCUGAAUAUCUGGCAAAUACUAAGACAAUUGAUUAGUGAAUCAAAUAUUUCUAUACUAUUAUCUUCGCAUAAUAUGGAAGAAUGCGAGACAUUGUGCUCUCGAUUAGCCAUUUUGUCAAACGGUGUCAUCAAAACAAUCGGAUCUCUACCACAACUGAGAAAAUCAUUUGCCAAUGGAUUUGAUAUAAUAUUAAAACUAAAUUGUGAUUCAAAAAGCUAUGAUCAUAUUAAUGAUGAAUUAGAUUCAAAAAUGAAACAACUAUUUGGCGAAAAAUCUAUUAUUAAUAAUAAAUAUUCAAAUUCAGGUGUAUUUUAUUAUCAUCUCAUUGGAGAUGAUUUGAAAUUAUCGCAAAUAUUUCAAUCGAUGCAAUCAGUAAAACAAGAUUUCAAUUUAGAGGACUAUAUGUGUGGUAAUAGUGGUCUUCAACAGGCGUUUCUCGCAAUCACGACAUUCAAUACUUAACUAUAAUAUUAAUAAACAUUUA
Messenger RNA from Oppia nitens, 3631 nucleotides. RefSeq names its product phospholipid-transporting ATPase ABCA3-like. NCBI's taxonomy places the organism in Eukaryota, Metazoa, Arthropoda, Arachnida, Sarcoptiformes, Oppiidae. Gene Ontology annotation, molecular function: lipid carrier activity; ATP hydrolysis activity; ATP binding. Gene Ontology annotation, cellular component: intracellular membrane-bounded organelle; membrane. The record is from RefSeq and is a predicted model, not a curated record. Gene Ontology annotation, biological process: transmembrane transport; lipid transport. The transcript has 5 exons. The coding region runs from base 1 to 3609 and encodes 1202 amino acids.